This is a messenger RNA of Lottia gigantea (owl limpet), 3504 nucleotides long. RefSeq lists its product as hypothetical. NCBI's taxonomy places the organism in Eukaryota, Metazoa, Mollusca, Gastropoda, Lottiidae. Gene Ontology annotation, cellular component: endoplasmic reticulum. The transcript has 17 exons. Gene Ontology annotation, molecular function: phosphatidylinositol-4-phosphate phosphatase activity. Bases 15 to 1634 code for a protein of 539 amino acids. The record is from RefSeq and is a predicted model, not a curated record. Gene Ontology annotation, biological process: phosphatidylinositol dephosphorylation.
ACACGUCACCCAAGAUGGCUGUCCACGAAGCUUUGAAGCUUCACAUCACAUCUGAUAAGUUUAUUAUAGAACCAUCAGAUAGUAAUGUCAAUGAAUUGUUGAUCAUUGAUAGAGUUUCGCAAGAUAUUUCACUACAAGGAAAUAAAGGUCAGAUACCAGCUUCAGCUAUCACUAGAACUAUCUAUGGUCAGAUAGCUGACAAUAAAUUAUAUAUUACUAUGGUAGAAGCAGUUCUACGAACAGAAAGUUAUUAUUUCUCUUCAACAUAUGAUUUAACACAUUCAGCCCAACGUUUAGCAAACACUAGUACAGAUUUUACUUCUAUGGGUUUAUUAGAAAGGGCAGAUCAAAGAUUUGUGUGGAAUGGACAUGUUUUAAGAGAGUUCAGUCAACAACCAGAGUUAUCGAAAUAUAGUCUACCAAUUUUACAUGGCUUUAUAUGUAUACAGUCUAAUACAGUGAAUAAUAAACAGUUUGAGUAUAUAGUGAUAUCUAGACGCUGUGUAUAUAGAGCUGGUACUAGGUUUUAUAUGAGAGGAUUAGAUCAACAAGGACAAGUAGCUAACUUUGUAGAAACUGAACAAUUAGUUUUAUAUGAAGGACAGAAAUGCUCUUUGGUUCAGACCAGGGGAUCAAUACCAUUAUUUUGGUAUCAAAGACCAAAUUUAAAAAGAAUGCCAUUACCUUUAAUUAGUUCAUUAUAUAAUCAUAUGGAUGGAUUUAAACGUCAUUUUGAUGAUCAAGUCUACAACUAUGGUAAACAAGUUAUUAUUAAUUUAGUAAAUCAGACAGGUUAUGAACAUUUAAUGGAGAAAGCUUUAUCACAGACAAUUUUAAACUCACAAAAUCUCAAUAUCAGGUAUGAACCGUUUGACUUUCACCAGAUGUGUAAAAAGAUGAGAUGGGAUAGGUUGUCAAUAUUAAUCAAUAAUUUAGAAAAUGAUAGAAGACAGUUUGGUUAUUUUAUGCAGAAUAAAGAUGGUAAAGUAAUAAGUCAACAGAAUGGUGUAUUUCGUACUAACUGUAUGGAUUGUUUAGAUAGAACUAAUGUAGUACAGAGUAUGAUAGCUCGUGAAACAUUACAAGAACAGUUACAGAGAUUAGGUAUACUAGAAGUUGGUAGUAAGAUAGAAAUAGGUAGCAAUCUGGAUAUCAAUCUAAAAAAUUUAUGGGCUGACCAUGCUGAUACUAUAUCUAAACAAUACGCUGGUACUGGGGCUUUAAAAACAGACUUUACAAGAACGGGUAAAAGAACUAAAAUGGGAUUAGUUAUGGAUGGUUGGAAUACAGCUGUUCGAUAUUUUAAAAAUAAUUUUACUGAUGGAUUUAGACAAGAUGCAAUAGAUCUAUUCCUGGGUAAUUAUGUAGUAGAAGAAAAUGAAGGUAUUACUCUUCCCUCACCAUUUAGAUUAGAAAGAGAUUGGAAAGUUAUUUCAUUACCAAUCAUCUGUUUAGUAGCACUGGCCAUGUGUUUAAUUUGUAUUCUACUUCCUAGUGAGCAUUUUAGUGAACAAGUGAUGUAUCUGGCAUUUUGGGGAGGUUUUGCUUUCAUCUCUUUAGCAGCCAUGUAUAUUUAUGGACAAGAAUUUGUUGAUUUACCAAGACUUGCUCAAUCCAAAGUCAAAGCCGAAUAGACAUGUUUUAUUGGGAAUAGUUGCUUAAUGAACAGUAUACAAAUACUCUGACUGCCAUAUUUAGUUGAAGGUCAAGAGUGAAAACACAGCAAAUUUAUUGAAAAAAUCUCUACAGUGUGUAGCAAUGUAUGUUGUAUGUUUUAAUGAAGGUGUAUACCAGGAUGUAUCUAUCAAAGACUUUUAAAAAUUUCCUUUAUUUAUUAACUAACUGUUUAUAAUUACAGUAACAGUUCAUUGUUUAAAUAGCUACUAAGUAGCUCUGUGUUGUGAUCAUGACCAGUAGAAAACACAGUGGAACUUCAAAAGUAUGCAAAAAAAUAAAAGAUUUGGUACAUUUAUUAGAGAAUAUAGUUAAAAAUUCAAAAAAAAGAAAACUAAGAAACCCCAAAACUUCAGUUGGAAAUUCUUAUAGUUGUAAACCUUCUUCUUUGUUUUUUUUUUACUUUGUUGAUUUUUCCUAAAUUUCUAAUGGAUUAUUCACUUUUUGAAAUUUAUGCCUGAAAUACCUGUAAUAUAUAAUAUUUUAAUACCACUGACCAGUCAUGUCAAUUGUAAAUACAAUGGUUUUAGUAUAUAUAUAUUUUAUUUUUAGAAGGCACAACAUGAUUAAUUUAAGUAGAGUAAUUUCUCUUAUUCUUCAACAGUAUAUUGUACUGAAGUUUAUUUUAACGAAAGCCAACAUCAACGAAUAGUUUGUUUUGUCAAGCCAAGAUAUUUUUGCCCUUAAGGUCAAGAACAAAACAUUUUCAAGAUUUGAGUUGAAGUUUUUUUUUACCUAUCUAGAACUGUUAUCCUUGUAAGACAUUUAGAAGUAUCACAGCACAUUAAGAGACUACAGUUUUGUGGAUGUAGACAUCUAUUUAAAUAAAAAGUCUAUAUUCAUAAAAUUGUUGUCUCUCUAUCUAGAUCUAUUUAUCAAAAGUGUUCUGUAACUCUCUACUGUAUUCAGUUCUUUGCUGAAUGUAUAAGUUAAUUACUGAAGAAUAUUAGCAAUAUAGUCUGGUCUUAAAUAUGAAUAAUGAAUGUAUUCAUGCAAUACAAGUGAGUCACAUCUGGGAGAAUUUCAAAUAAUUUAGUAUAUUAUAUCAAUGUAGUUUAAAUGGUGAUGAACAUAAAACCUCCUUCUCAGAUGAAACAAUUACUAUAAUAUAAUGUUGACAAGUGAAAAUAUACAAGGCACUAAAAAAAAGUAUAUCAACAACUAUACAAAACUUAUACAUAAAUAUAAAACAAACAAUUUAAAAACAUGGCAUAAUGAAUCCGAGAUUUCAAUAUAAUUUGGACGGAUAAACAAUGGAUAUGAAAUUAUGACCAAGAUUAGAGAUAACUGAAAAUUAUACAAGUCUCUCUCCAAUGAGAAAUUAAAAUAUGUACAGUAUUUCAAAUUUUGUGGACAUAAUUAUGUAAACAAAGAUGUACUCAUGCCCCACCCCAUAUCUAGCUUUGUUAAAGUCUAUAUAUGACAGAUCAUACUGUUUUCUUCUUGAUUUUUAUGAGAAAAUUUAGAUAGAAAGAAAUGCUCAUUUGUUUUUAUAGCGUUACAGAUGAAGAGAACACUUUUAUCAGUCUCCAAGAUAAACCGGUCUCAUAGAAUAGUAUAAUCAUAUUUUCUACCAAUCUGCUAAAGCUUAAAACCUAUUUGAUUUUCUUUUUUUCUCCUGUUUUAUUAUGAGAAAAUGUAUAUUUCAGGAAAUACUAAAUUUGUUUAUAUAAGGUUACAGAUAAAAAUGCUAAAAUCUUUUUCAGUUCAGCUUUUGUGAGUAGUCCUCGGUGUGUAGGUCUGUGAUAGAGUAGAGUCAAAUUUUUCUACCAAUCUUUUGUUUUAAAGUUAACCAAAAUGGCUCAAAACCACUGUCUAUUAAAGUAUAAU